AUAGAAGAGACGUCCCCGGCUUUACACUAUCUACACCACCAGUAUAUACACCCAGUUACCACCUGAUCACGUUCAACGUUUUAGUACCCGCCUGCAGAAGAGGGUAAUCACAUAGGAAGAUCGCAACACUAUACUGACGGAGAGAUGAAGUGGGCAGCAGCGAUUAUGGCGGUGACGGCCGCUCUAACUAUGCACCAGGUGUCAGGGAUGCCCUUGACUGCCGACUCACUGAUCGACACAAUUCGUGAGGGCUUCUCCGUGCUCGACACUCGGAGGGACUUGUGGUCUGAAAACUACUCUUCCCUGAGGAACAUGACCACCGAGAACAAGAUGAAGCUUAAGGAACUUCUCUUCGUCAGCAAGUUGGCCUUACCCUUUGUCUGGCAACUGUACAAAACCCAGAUCCAGGACCUUAAGGAUUUCCUGCAAAAAUCUCCUCAAGUGAACCAAGUCCUGCCCUACUCUACAUCUGUAUCAGGUUACAAUGCUAGCGGUACUUACUUCCAUGCAGAGUUGAUGCUCUUACUUAACCGUUACCACAAUUUUCAGAUAGAUAUCAUUCAGGACACAACAAAACACAUCUUCCUUCUGGCAUUUGACUUCAAAGCAAGGCGUGCGGUACUUGGUAACAAGAACACUGAUGGGGAAGUCAAUGAGCGUGUAGAACUGGAAGGUGACCAGUUCCCUGCCAUCAACCUACAUGAGCCCUUUAGAGUGAAUAUACAAGUAGAUGAUGACUGCAUCUUUACUACAAUCUGGCUGAAGAACUUCGACAUGGAUAUACCAAUGCCACUGCCAGUCAAACAUCACUGGUGCUCAAAGGAUUAUUACCAAGUACAGAAUACUGUUGUCAGAGUUGAUUAUGAACAUGAAUCCCCGAGCUCUGCAGUGUCUGAAGAAUCCCAAGAUAAUGGUAACCAUGAUGAGGCAGAUGACCAUGAUGAGGUGGAUGACCAUGAUGAGGCGGAGGACCAUGGUGAGGUGGAUGACCAUGAGGAGGUGGAGGACCAUGGUGAGGUGGAGGACCAUGGUCAGGUGGAUGACCAUCAUGAUAUUCAUCUCAUUGCUGCAACCAUCUAUGAAGGCAUUAUCAUGAUAUAGCCUUUUACAAUGUCUUGGUAAGGUAACAUAGCCAGUGUUUGCCAUACCUGUUCACUAGAUUUCAUCAAUUAGCUUUGUAACAUAAUUAUGUUGAGACAGCAGUGUUAGACUCGUAAACUGUUGAUGAAGAGAACAAAAUAAACACAUUUCAAGUUC
Molecule: messenger RNA, 1257 nt
Organism: Homarus americanus (American lobster)
Lineage: Eukaryota; Metazoa; Arthropoda; Malacostraca; Decapoda; Nephropidae
Exons: 7
Coding region: 145-1101 (318 amino acids)
Source: RefSeq, a predicted model, not a curated record